AGUUCAGAGCAUUGCAUUCGAGGAUACUUGAAUGAAUCAACAUGGCCGCGCUCUUAUAGAAAAACUGACCUGUAAAUAUGGCUACGUUACGUUCAGCAUCAAGCGUACUAAGGCUUGGAAAGUCCUUACAACGCCUUUCUGUCAAUGAUAACUUUCAAGGAUUUAUGAGAUGCAUUGGAACUCAGGGAACAGUCAGUGAUCAUCUCCCUGUGAAACCCAGUUUCCAUGGACAUGUGCAAACAAUGGUUUCUCCCCAGCAGUCAGUUUUAAAUCAUUUACCCUACAAGCUCCAAACUAUGACACAAGAUAAAGAAUACAUUUGUCCUUCACGGCUUGGCCUUACACAACCUGCUGUGGCAAUACUGGAUCAGUCCAUUUCUAAACAAGGGGUGUUAGACUGCCCCACUCUUCCUCAAGCUCUGAGAGAUGUCCUUGUUCCAGAAGGUGAGGUCAAGGUCAUAUAUGACCCAAACUCCCACAAUGCACCAAUCAAGGAAGCGAAGCACAUUAUAAAGAUAAGGAGAAGGAAAAUGAACCGGCAUUUGUUGAAGAAGUUUCGGAAACGGAUGUUGUUUUCUUUGAGAAAACAAAGGAAAGAUCUGAGGAAGAAAAAAGAAAAGAUAUUUCGUGAAGAGCUGCGUAUGAUCACGAAGAAAGGGGAGGACUUUGAUGCCAUGGCACAUGUUCAAAGUGAGCUUGAAAUAGCUCGCAGAGGAGGGUUUUAUAUUGAAAUAUUACCUAAAGAAUCCAGGUGAGAAGAAUGCUGUUAGGGGCAGCAACACUUCACUGAGUUAUUGGUACAUCAAAAGACAAUUCCCACAACAGCGUGUCAUACAAUGUAUAUCAUUUGAAUGAAAGGACAAGUUGUGUUUUUGUGAGCCUCUAGUUAUUCCUGAUGGCUUCAAACAUUGUAGCAUGUAUUGUGAUAUCAGGACAGUGCUAUUUGAACAUGGAGUGUAAACAAGAUUAGCUUGAGUUUGAAAAUGGUUCCAUUACCAUGGUAACUAAAAUGAAAUAAAGGAAUGCCCAAUGAU
Messenger RNA from Haliotis rubra (blacklip abalone), 1034 nucleotides. RefSeq lists its product as uncharacterized. The record is from RefSeq and is a predicted model, not a curated record. NCBI's taxonomy places the organism in Eukaryota, Metazoa, Mollusca, Gastropoda, Lepetellida, Haliotidae. The coding region runs from base 78 to 755 and encodes 225 amino acids. The transcript is spliced from 3 exons.